UGCGACGUUGUUUGGGACAAUUUAGACCAGGGACUUGCCACUAGGAUCCAGAAAUUACAAAAUCGAGCACGCAUAAUAACCUUUCAAGGUUAUGACGUUCGUUCAGCACAAAUACGAAAACAACUAAACUGGGAAGAGCUUGCCUCAAGGCGUCAAAGGCACUUAAGUCUAUUAAUGUAUGAUACAGUGAAUGGAAAUAUACCUAGUUACUUAAGCGAUCUUUUCUCGAAUGUCUGUGAGAACAACCCUUAUAAGUCUAUGCUAAGACAUGCGGAAUAUAAUGUUGUACUGGACCACGUUCCAAAAACAGAAUAUUAUAAGGGGUCUUUCUCAUACAGAGGAGGAAUGCUGUGGAAUUCUUUACCAAAUGACAUAAAAGCGUCCCAAUCUAAAGCUAUCUUUAAAAGAAAACUGGCUAGUAGGCAGGCAAGCUGUUGACUACAUUUUACUAUAUUUUAUUAUUUGUACAUAUUUUUAGUGUAGUUGUACAGUAUUUACUUCUGUUUCUAUACGGCUUUCAUGUAAAGAAGUUAUGUAA
Porites lobata is the source of this 538-nucleotide messenger RNA. NCBI's taxonomy places the organism in Eukaryota, Metazoa, Cnidaria, Anthozoa, Scleractinia, Poritidae. The record is from the annotation of a GenBank genome assembly.